AAAUCCAAUCCAAUUUAUUAGGGCCCGCAUGUCGCUCUGCGUCCGCGUGUUCGUUAUUCGUGGCUAACUCUAAAUUUACAAUGAAUUUUGUCCCGUGUGUUGCCUGGGUUCCUCGAGGAGUAGCCAAGGCAAAUCCCGAGAAAGUAAAAUUACUCAGCGAGCAGCUCAAGGAGCUGAUAGAAAAAGGUCAACAGAAAAACGACAACAAAAAUGUGGACGGCGACGGCGACUUGGAAGACGGUAACGAAGGAGCGUGUGAAGAUGACAUUACGGCAAAGUACGGUCUGGAUACGUAUGAUGAUGAAGACAGUGCGGCGCAAAUGGGUAAUCUGGCUGAACUUGCUGUGUACGCAAACAACGCAGACGACCCCUACCUGGACCCUCAAGACGGGGAAGAUAGUGAAGAAGAAAUAGACGACUUCACUAUAAGGUCUACCGACAACUUGAUUGCAGUGGCACGUGUGGAUGAAGAUACGUGCGCUACAAUUGAGGUAUACGUCAACAACCACCAGGAAGAGCACCUUUAUGUACACCAUGACAUAAUGCUGCCUGCUUAUCCGCUGUGCUUAGAAUGGAUGAAUUUUGACCCAGCGGACGCGAAUCCUGGCAAUUACUUAGCCGUGGGGGACAUGACUCCUGUGAUCAGCGUUUGGGACUUGGACCUUGUUGACACCUUGGAGCCUGCGUACAAGUUAGGCAAGAAAGCGAAAAAGAAAAAGGCAACUGGCGCCAAGGCAACAAUGAGGCACAGUGAUGCCGUCCUGAGCCUGUCGUGGAAUAAGCAAGUUAGGCAUUUGCUUGCCAGUGGAUCUGCUGACAACAAAGCACUCGUGUGGGACUUGGACACGGGUAUUCCGGCUAGGUGCCUCUCGGCGCACAAAGAGAAGGUUCAAUCUGUUGCUUGGCAUCCCUUUGAAAGUCACACUAUGCUAACUGGUGCAUGCGACAGUACAGUCAAGCUUUGGGACUGCCGAAAUACCGACGCCAGCUUCAAGUCGUGGACUGUUGAUGGUGAAGUAGAGAAAGUCUUGUGGAACCACUUUGAUCCAUUUUACUUCUAUGUUAGCACAGACAGUGGGUUUGUGUAUGGUUUUGAUGCCCGUACAGACCAAGCCGUAUUCACCCUCUCGGCCCACAGCAAGGGUGUCACUGGCAUGGCACUGAGUGCAUACUGCCCAGGAUGUCUUGUCACAGCAUCUGAAGACAAAACGUUGAAGGUGUGGGACGUAUUGGAUCACAAACCAGUGUUUUUAUUUGAAAAAGAGGGGUUGAAUGUCGGGUCUGUGCUUACAUUAGCCAGCUCCCCAGAUGAACCCUUUGUAAUAGCCAUUGGAGGAGACAACAAAUCACUUGGAUUUGCAGUGGUUGACCUCAAAGAAUGGACUGCUUUAAACUGCUUUGAAGGUCGGAAGUUGUUGAGAGCAGAAGUGCAGACAGAUGAUAUGGAGACAGAUGCACCUUCAGGAGCACUUGGUGGCCUUUCACUUGACAAUUAAUAAUUCCACAUGCUAUAGCUGAAACAUUGAUUGGCUAAGAUGCCUUGUUGCAGGACAUAAAGAGUAAUAAAAGCACUGCACUGGAA
Molecule: messenger RNA, 1582 nt
Organism: Dermacentor silvarum
Lineage: Eukaryota; Metazoa; Arthropoda; Arachnida; Ixodida; Ixodidae
Product: periodic tryptophan protein 1 homolog
Exons: 1
Coding region: 81-1496 (471 amino acids)
Biological process (GO): rRNA processing
Cellular component (GO): nucleus
Molecular function (GO): protein binding
Source: RefSeq, a predicted model, not a curated record